Messenger RNA from Microthlaspi erraticum, 969 nucleotides. The record is from the annotation of a GenBank genome assembly. Lineage: Eukaryota; Viridiplantae; Streptophyta; Magnoliopsida; Brassicales; Brassicaceae.
AUGGAAACAGAGAAGAUAACCAAAUUCACAGAGCACAAAACCAACAAGACCAGACUCGUAACCGAUUUCAACAACCACCACCAGCCAAGGAUUCUCCGUAUCUCCGUCGCCGACCCGGACGCAACUGAUUCCUCCAGCGACGAAGAAGAGCACCAGCGUUUCGUCUCUAAACGCCGUCGUAUCAAAAAGUUCGUCAACGAAGUGGUUCUCGACCCUGGCGCUUCCGUCUGUAGUCAAAUCGAGCCGAGGAAGAGACGGAAGAGAGCUCUCGCCGUGAAAUCGGAGGCUCCGGUUGUCGCAGCGAAGCCGACGACGACGACGACGGAGAAGAAAUUCCGAGGAGUGAGACAGCGUCCAUGGGGAAGAUGGGCGGCGGAGAUAAGAGACCCGAGUCGACGUGUACGGCUCUGGCUUGGAACUUUCAACACGGCGGAGGAAGCCGCGUUGGUCUACGACAACGCCGCUAUUCAGCUCCGCGGAGCCGACGCGCUCACUAAUUUCUCUAAUCCUUUGACGGAGAAAAUGUCUCCUCCACCGUCGCCGGCGAAGAAGAACGACACAAUCAAAGACGUCACCGCUACUUCCUCCGUCAGCAGUAACAGCAACGACUGCCUCUGCUCUCCGGUAUCUGUUCUCCCGUCUCCGUUCGCCGCCGACGAAUUUUCCGGCAGCUCGUCAUCGCCCGCAGCGGUUAUCGUCAAGGAAGAGCCUACCCCGACGACGGUGUCGGAGACUUUCUCGGAUUUCUCGGCGCCGUUGUUCACAGACGAGGAUUUGUUCGAUUUCCGGAGCUCGGUUGUUCCCGACUAUCUCGGCGGCGACUUAUUCGGGGAAGAUCUCUUCGCGGAUACGUGUAUGGAUAUGAACUUCGGGUUCGAUUUCGGAUCCGGGUUAUCCAACUGGCACGUGGAGGACCAUUUUCAAGAUAUCGGGGAUCUAUUCGGGUCGGAUCCUCUUUUAGCAGUUUGA